Molecule: messenger RNA, 1729 nt
Organism: Daucus carota subsp. sativus
Lineage: Eukaryota; Viridiplantae; Streptophyta; Magnoliopsida; Apiales; Apiaceae
Product: seipin-2
Exons: 2
Coding region: 179-1642 (487 amino acids)
Biological process (GO): lipid storage; lipid droplet organization
Cellular component (GO): endoplasmic reticulum membrane
Source: RefSeq, a predicted model, not a curated record
UCUCCCAUCUUCUGGCUAUGCCCUAGGCACUGCAGCCUGUCUGAUAUUCAGAAAUUCAAGAAAACAGAUGUCGUGCCACGUCAAUAAUUUUCGGCUAUAAAAUGUCGCAGACUGCUGUUCCCACCCUUGGCCAGAGCCCCUCUGUGCUUUCACUAUCUUACAUUUCACCAAAACAUCAAUGGCUGACUCAAACCUUCAUGAAAAUUCUUCUGAUACUGAUGAAUUUACGGGUUUUGGUAGAGGAAGUAACUUGAGAUUCUUCGCGGGUCUGGUGAAACCGUGGCUACUCCAUGGAGCUGACAAAGUGUUAAUGUCUCAAAAUUCUAGUAGACCACUGUUCCAGCUUGAUUCUGAGCCUUGCAAAGUUUACGACAAAUAUUCCUCUCAUAAGAAUGCCAAGAAGGUAUCUCUAGAAUCCGAAAAGGCUAUGCUUCAGUUCAGUUCAAAGCAAGCAAAUGGUAUACCUGACUGUAACAUUGAUGAUUAUGUCGAUGUCUCUAAGGUGGUGAAUAGUCCUUCAGGCGGAUAUCAAGAAUUCCCUUUGAACACUUUGAUCUUCUUGGCCGUGAUCAUUGUCAGAAUGAUCGGCUUUCAGAUCAAUCUUUUCCUGGGAUUCUUCAUGUUUCCCAUCCGACUCUCAUACUUGUCUGUUAUGUUAAUGAUGUUUCCAUUUCAAACCGUGGCACGGAUCAGAAACUAUGCAGUGAAAAUGCUCGUUGGUGUCUGGGUCGGAUUCUAUAUGAAUCUCACAUCUUUCAUGUACAAGAAGAUCAAGGCACAAAAAGCUGUAGUGAAUCUGGCAGUAAGGUUCACCUGGGCGAUUUUCUGGAUGAUCUAUGUUUGCUUCUUGUUGGUUGGACUUCUGGCUUCGAGUUUCAUCAUAGGCGGUCUGACAAUGAGACGCGUAGUUGAAGAGCCUAUCCAGACAACACAAGCCUUAAACUUCGACUACACCAGAGCUAGUCCUGUUGCUUUCAUGCCACUCAUGUCCUCUAAUGGAGUUCCCCAAUCAUCUGGUAUGAUCUCUAAGGAAAGCACGGCAGUGGGAAAGGGCGACAAGCGUGCAAUUCCCUACAAUCACAAACUCCAGCUCACCGUCUCUUUGAGCCUUCCUGAAUCAGAAUACAACAGGAAACUUGGUAUCUUUCAGGUUAAAGCGGAGUUUCUAUCUGCUACUGGUAAAGUAACAGCAAGUUCAAGCUACCCAAGUAUGCUGAAAUUCAAAAGCCAGUCUGUCCGGUUUGCUGAGACCAUAUUCAAGACCAUUCCUCUGGUUGCAGGGUUUCAAUCAGAAUCGCAGACUCUGGAGGUUAAAUUCUCCGAUUUCACAGAAGGGAUCGAACCAACUGCCUGUUUACGCGUGAUCCUUGAACAGAGAGCCGAACAGCAGCACGGCGCAGGAAUACCAGAAAUAUACUCUGCAUCGGUCUCUCUCGAGUCUGAGCUGCCACAGGUCAAGAAGAUUAUCUGGUGCUGGAGAAGAACAAUCUUUGUGUGGAUCAGCAUAAUGACAUUCCUGAUGGAGCUGGCUGCAAUUUUAUUAUUUUGUAGACCUUUGAUUCUCCUUCACCAGAGAAAGGAAAAAUCACUGGUUAUUAAGAGCCAUAAACAGAAUAUGAAACCGAAGAAGAUAUCCUGGUAAAAAAUGUUAAGAUUUAAACAAGUUGAAUAAAUCCGAGUUCACGCAUCAAUCCUGUCCCAGAAAUAAAUUUUCAAUCUUUUCCGGAAA